AUGCACUGCCCACAGCCUCUGCUGGCCGUGUUGUCGCUCUGCCUGUUCUCUUCAAAUGUCGUCCGCGCCGACGACACCACUACUGUUCCGAUCUACCUGCCGCACUACGAUGCUAAGAGCUGGUCGCAGCUGCGGGGCAGUGUAAUCUCAAGUGUACGAUGGCCUCUGGAGCUGCCCAGGCCCUCCUUCCUCGGUGCUGUCGCUGUGAUCUGA
This is a messenger RNA of Colletotrichum spaethianum, 213 nucleotides long. RefSeq lists its product as uncharacterized. Lineage: Eukaryota; Fungi; Ascomycota; Sordariomycetes; Glomerellales; Glomerellaceae. The transcript has a single exon. Bases 1 to 213 code for a protein of 70 amino acids. The record is from RefSeq and is a predicted model, not a curated record.